GUACAUCGUGGAAUCAAAGGUUUGGUUCAAGGCUACGACGGGUGCGACUAUAAACCUCUUUCUGGAGUGACUGUCAAGGUCACCAAUAUUACUGACAGGGCUUACGCUGUACCGAUUCUGCAUAACAUCAGAUCAGGUUCGGAUGGAUACUACUAUCGUCUAUUGAACCCAGGUGUUUAUGCAGUCAGUUUUGAAAUGCCCGGGUACAAAACGGCCGUAGGUUGUGUCCGGAUAGAUCGUGUUCCGCAGUUUGAUGAAGACCUUCGACCGGCCAAAAUACUAAAUGCGGUUCUCUACGACAAUAAGCUAGAGGUUCCGAAGGACGAUGCGGGACGAUUAAACGCGUUGGAAACGGUUCACUCUUACGGCAAAUCACGUUGUGGUGAUUUGCUUUCGCUUCUGGAAGAUCAAAAACAUGUGAGUUUUAUGGUUGUAUUGUUGCACCUAUACCCUCGAUACGACCAUGAUGAUGAUGAUUUUUCAGUCUGGACACACACACUAGACCGGUUGCAGCCGUUCAAUAUUUCACUGAUUUAUAUCUUUCCGAUUUGA
Echinostoma caproni is the source of this 552-nucleotide messenger RNA. Lineage: Eukaryota; Metazoa; Platyhelminthes; Trematoda; Plagiorchiida; Echinostomatidae. The record is from the annotation of a GenBank genome assembly.